This is a messenger RNA of Porites lobata, 1945 nucleotides long. The record is from the annotation of a GenBank genome assembly. NCBI's taxonomy places the organism in Eukaryota, Metazoa, Cnidaria, Anthozoa, Scleractinia, Poritidae.
AUGAACGUCAAGAUAGCUUUGCUGUUUUUUGUUGCAGUGGCAUUUUACGCCAAGGCCGAGCUCGAGACGGAGUAUCAUCCACAAGCCGUCCUACACUAUCUCGAGAUGGAAGAUAGGAAAAUGGCAGAGAAAGUUCGAAGCAUUGUCAAGGUAAAGGAGGACGGUCCCAAACUCAGCAGCUCACCAAAACUUCCAGGUGGCCUCCCUAACGGAAUUCCACCCAAAAUCGUGAGUAUCAGGGCAUAAAAAUGCUUUUUGUGGAUAAGAGUUUAUAGCCUUACAACCAGAAAAAUCUGAAUAACAAACAAAAACAAAAACAUUGAGUAAAAUAUGGCAACAAAUGACUGAAAUGCGAAAUAGUUUAGAGAAUUUUCCGUAUGUGUUUCUGCCAUAUAUAUAUAUAGCUUUUAACUAUAGCGUUUUCCAUCUGAGGGCAUGAUUACCACCAUUACAUACAAUGCAAGCUGUUUAUGAUAGAUUGAAAUAAUUAGAUGAGAGUUUGUCGGCAAAAUAAAAAUAUAUUGAUACGAUCUUGAAUCAGAUAAAUUCUUAGUUUUUUGUUCAGUCUAUUUUGUAGGUUUCAGAAAUUAUAGCUACACAAAACUCAUUUACAUUCACCGCAGAAUCACAGUGUAGAGUUCUGACCUGUAGCUUGACGAUUUCACUCUCAGACUUACUUGAGAAGAAACCAAAGUUAAGAAUAGAUUAUAGUCUACUUUUUAAGGAGAAUAAGGAGGAGGAGCCUGGUGGCGAAGUUUAGGCAGCCAAGGUCUUAUUCACUUAUUCAUUUAUUUAUUCCAUUAUUUGCCUAUUUUUCGUUCCUGUCGCUGGGGAAUUUGCUUUAGCAUUUUUUGCUGGCGAAAAAAGAAACACAAAGGAUUUAAUGAAUUCAGCCAUUUAUUUAAUGCAGCACAUAAAGCUGGAAAAUCGUGGAAACACACAGGAAAAAACUCAUUGCAGUACGGCAAACAUAAAUGUGCAAGCGGCACUGCGCAUGCACCACACCAGGAGAAAAAUAAAACGGUCAGGAGGAGCGAGCGCACAGGUCUUGCACCUCGGUUUUUAGACUUGAGAAUUUUCAUCUUAAAUUCAAAAAUUCUCAAGUUUUUGUUUGUUUGUCUUUUUUUAGAAACUUUGCAUCGUUGGAGCAGUGAUAUGCCAUAAAAGAGCAAAUGAGGACGCUUGUGCACAUCUAGCGUGCAUCAAGAAAACGGGAGAAUGCCUGAAAAAAGCGGGUGUAAAAGUUUGCCAAAUGCCUCCAGCUAAAGUAAGUGUUGAUAAAACGUUUGCGAAUAGACCUAACUGUAUGCAAGACGUUUAAAAAAUCUCAGGCAGUAGGGCGGGUUGGUUGUUACAGUGACAGCCAAAGCUCUGUGGGAUGAGCGAACACUCAGUCUCGUGAAUUGUCUACUUGCAGCCACCGUGUAAAUUAAACGUACAAGCGACUUUUUUUAAUUCUAAGCUUACUGUUUCCCGUGGUUGCAGUAGUCUAGCAUUUUGGUAUUUCUGUACUCCAAACUAUCUCUACUACAUAACAGCUGAGCCCGUAAGAAUUGGUUUAGCAAAGUCUUAAGCCGGAAAAGGAAAGGAUCGUGACUUAUUACCAAACACGCCAUGGAUCGGCGUGGAGCUCUCAAAAGUCAUAUGGAGAAGUUGGAAGUUAUCUUCCAGCUUUCUUUUUUCUAUUCUCUUUGUUUGAAGGCGUCCGAGGCUAGUCAGAAGACGAGGAAGUUCGCAAACCAGUAUAGCUUGCAUUACCUAAGUUUAAUCUCACCCUGUUGACAAUUAUGCUAUCCAUUUGUGUUUUGUCCUAUUCAAGAAAAAAUGUCUACCAGUCAUCCCGUGCUGCAUGCUGGGAAGCAAGACCUGCGAGGAGAAGCUGUGCUGUUUUGUGAGGUUCCAUGAAUGCACCAAAAGACUUGGCGACGAAAAAGACAAAAAGUAA